Magnusiomyces paraingens is the source of this 4098-nucleotide messenger RNA. RefSeq lists its product as uncharacterized. NCBI's taxonomy places the organism in Eukaryota, Fungi, Ascomycota, Dipodascomycetes, Dipodascales, Dipodascaceae. The coding region runs from base 1 to 4098 and encodes 1365 amino acids. The record is from RefSeq and is a predicted model, not a curated record. The transcript has 4 exons.
AUGAUAUAUAUUCCAACAAACUUUGGCUGGACUUAUGUGGGCUCUGAGGGAAGGAGCCACAGAUCCAGCAGAUUGGAGGACCAGGAUUCUACUUCUACACCACCGACACCUAUAACUGAAAACUCUUUUCAACCGUUGGAAGAUGAUGAUGUGGAGCUGGUUGCAGAUGAAUCAAUUAGUGUUGGUGACGACAAAGAUACACUUCAGUCUGAGGACCAUAUAUUGCUCGAAGAUUCUGCUGUUGAUGAUGCUGAUUUGAGAUCGGUGAACUCCAACGUAGCUGGUCGCCCUGGUUCCGAAGAUACUAACGAAGAUUUUUCUCACGAAAAUUCAUUUUCUGAACAUAUGGUAAAGCUCCAGAAAGCCUUUGCUCCAGGAACUCAGUCGCCCUCAGUGGUGGCUCAUCAAACAAGUCCGGUGACUCUUCCCAAACAACUACACAUUUUGGAUGAGGAUGACAGUGUGGAUCUUGCGCUGUCUGGAACUGCUGAACUUACCCGCGAGGCUUCAGCUGUUGAAACCGCUAGCCAAUCUGGUGAUGACAAUCAGGAUGCGGUUGACUCAGAAACCAAUGAUGAAGACAUGGAUGGGUCUGUGGAACAUAUACUGGGUUUCGACGAAUUGGAAGACUCAUCAGAUUCUGAAUUUUCGUCUAGCGACGUUGUCAUGGAUUCCUCUACUAAGUUGGAGGAAGCUCCUGCGAGAGAUGUCGGGGUGCCGCAAGGUUUAGGUGACACUCAAGGUACUGCUACAAGCACAAAUAAUCCUGCCAGCAAUCAACUGGUUUUGGCGGCGGCGGAACUUGUACGGGCCACCACCGAGCUAGUAGAAACUACGACGUCUGCAAAUCGGUCUGCCAGAAUGGCUGAGGCGGGCGGUAGUAGGAAGAGGCAUCUAAAUUUAGCGAGAUUAAAAUCUGCGCUGGAACGUGCUGGUCAGCCAGAAAAUCGUCGUUUACAUGCCGGUAGGCGGAGCCAAGUGGCUGGCUCCUCAGGUAUACGGCAGGAGCUACCGGAGCUACCCCCAGCGCCCUCCUCUGAGAGGCUGUUGCUGGGAGCUGGUGGUUCUGAUACUGUUACUACUGCUGCAUCUGGAAGUGGCAGUGAACUGAGAGACACUGCUGAGAUUGAUCGCCCACGCUUACCGCCUGCACCAUCUACUCAGAGGCUCCUGCUAGAGUAUGGGCGAGCAGGGGAUGCUACAAGCUUUGGGGACAAUACAAGCGACGUGCGGCACAGCUCCGUGCAACAAAAUCGACAUAUGCCACUUCCGGCUCCACCCUCGAGACGGUUGUUGUUGGCAGCUCCUCCUCCGUCUUCUUCUGAACAUGAUUCGCAAACUGCUGGGCAAGUAGUUGUUCGACAAACAAGCCAACACUCAGCUCCGGCAGAAGCCCAACAGCCUCUUGCUAAUACUGGAAGAAUUACUAGGUCUGCUGCGGGUACUGCGGGUGCUGCGGGUGCUGCGGGUGCUGCGAGAGUGCCUGCUCCGUCGUCCAGACACCGUCAUCGAGAAGCCUCUCGGGACACAGUUGUUGUUAACAAAAGAUUAGCUGAUUUGAUUGAGCAAAAUGGCUAUUAUGUUCCUAACAGUGCACUUCAGCGGCUGGCGCGAAAAGAAAAUUCUUCAUUAAUUCUAAAUCGCACAAAUCUAAUUACCCGGCCUACUGAUAACCUUCCACUAAAAGUAGUCUCAGAAAAUUCGACUUCAAACUCCUCACCAAGAUUGGAAAAUGAAGCCUCAAAUGGUUCUCCCACAACACCCUCUACCUCUGCUUCUUUGUCCUCGGAAUCAUCUGCACAUUCAGAGCCAGUGGUUACAUCACCAACCUCCUCUGCUGUGACGUCUCCCACAUUAGAAAGUUCUUCUUCUCGUCGUGAUCACCAAACCACUCCUCCCUCGUCAUCGAAUCGCAUGCUGAGCUUUGAGAAAUCUGCGAAAAGAAAUCGCUCUACAAGCCCAACCACUACAGCAUCGGGCUUACUUUGGGGCUCUCGCUCUUCCGACCGGCACAGUGACAAACUGAAACUCUCGAACUCUGAGUCAGCUUUGGACUCGGAAUCUAGGUCACUGCUGCAUGGUCUGCCAGCUCGUGAGGGUUCAACACUGAGAGCCCCACACGGCCACCUCCAGGGUACACCGAAUCUUAGAUUCAACCCCACUCCCGAUGCGGUUCCCUUUCUUUCUCACACUCACUCGGCAACACACAAUGUCCCUGCUACGUCAGCAUCAGUAGAUGAGGACUCAGUCGUUAGCACUGACUCGCAGUCCCACUCUCCCGCCUCCACAACCGAAGCUGAUGUUGAGGCUACAAGCGAUGAAAUCUCAAUUGCAGCACCCUACAAUUCUGACUCUCAGGGCUCAUCAGAACACUUAGCUGACGGCAUUGACUUCUUACAUGAAACUUUUGUUUCUUCGCCUGCUGAUGAUGAAAUUAUUUUUGUUGAUGAAUCGGCAAGCCCAUCAGGAGAUCCGUCUGCCGGGGCUGUCGACGAUGUCAUUGGCAUUGGCUGCAUCUACUCGAACUCUGAAGAACCAACUGUGAAAGCCCGCAUGGCGUCUGGAAGACUUGACACACUCAGCGCUAUUAACAUUAAGCUUCCAAUUUUGAGGAAUGACAUCAAAGUGUUAGAAUCUAGCAAACCAGGUCUCUGCUUUACGGCUCCUGAUGUGGAGAAUGUUAGAGCUCUUAUCAGCGACAGAGAUUGGGCAGAUCUUAAGGACCGUCCUGCCUUCAUUCGAUUUCCGAAUGUGGGAGUGGCGCUGCUCGACCCUGGCAAGAAGCUAAAAAGGGACCCACGGUCACUUGCGGAAGCCAACAACAGAGAAGAUAAGCGCUUCUGGUUCGAUGCGGCCUAUUCGGAAUUUGCUGCCAUUGAUGGCAAUCAUGUAUACCAAGUUGUGCCCCUCCCGGCGGGUCGCAAAGCACUUGGCACCAAAUGGGUGCUGAAGAAGAAACUCAACACGGAUGGUUCAAUUGACAAGUACAAGGCUCGUCUUGUUGUUCAGGGGGGUCUUUAUGUUGACGACAUCUUAACGGCGUCAAACGUACCGGGAGAAUUCGAGCGGUUUUUCAGGAACCUAUCUGGUUACUUUGCCAUCAAAGAUGAAGGUGGUGUUAACAAAUUCUUGGGAAUCAGAGUCCAAGACUCCGACAGGACGAUAUCUCUGGAUCUGGAACACUAUAUUGCUGACAUGAUUGAGGUUUUCAAAUUGGGUGAUCAAACAGCUAAGUCGAUACCGUUGCCCAAGAAACAUGGCCUUGAUUUCCCACAGGGCCUCGAUGCUCGUCCAGCUAACCAAUCGCUGUAUCGCAGCAUUCUUGGCAAGCUACAGUUUGCUGCACAGACGGCCCGUCCGGACAUUGCCUACGCUACAGGCAAGCUUGCUCAGUAUGCGAGUGACCCUAGAGCUAUUCAUAUGGAUAGAGCAUAUCAUGUUCUGAGCUACCUCAAAGGCACCAAGGACCUGGCAAUUGUCUAUCACAAAAAUGUACCAGGGGCCUCUCCGCGGCUUCUGAGAGGCUGGUCAGAUGCCGAUUGGGCAAACGAUCCCGACAGGAAGUCUAUCUCAGGCUUUGCAUUCUCUCACGGUCCUUCAACCUUCUCUUGGAAGUCGGCCAAACAGAAGUUGACAGCAACUUCCACAACUGAGGCUGAGCUGAUUGCUGCUUUCUCUGCCACGUGUGAGGCAGUUUACUUCCGAGAUCUUUUGGAAGAACUUGGUGAAUCUCAACCAACGACUGUCAUCAUGGAGGACAACAAAGGUGUCCUGGAUCUCAUGAAGGACAGCAAACAUCACGAGCGGACUAAACAUAUUGAUACCAAGUACAUGCGCACCAGAGACCAUGUCAAAGCCGGCGAUACCCGUCUUGAAGCUGUUGCUUCAGCAGAUAAUGUGGCAGACAUUUUUACCAAAGCUCUGGCUAAGCCGCAGUUUUUAUAUUUGAGGAAUCUUCUGGGUAUGAGUACCCGUCCUCAAGUUGAGGGGGGAAAUGGACUUGAUGCAGUGCUCGUCUCCUCAAAUAAUACCUCCAUCGUUACGCCGCAGUCAUUUUCGAAGACUCGACGACGCAAAGAUCAAGAGAUUGAAUCUUGA